AUCGAGUCGGAAGCUCUGUUGUCCCACCUUGCCUUCCCCAUGGAUGCACUGCAGCUGGCCAUGCGGACAUCCCUGGAAGAUCUGAAGGAGAAGAUCGAGUGGCUCACGGCCACCAAGCCGUGGAAGAAGACCCAUUUCUGGUGUGUGGUGGCCAUCGUCCUCUUAAGUCUUCUGUUGGUGGCUAUGUUCCUUUUGGAUCAACCGCAGGCGGUUUUGGAGCCGGACAUCGAAUGCGACCGAGCCCAACUGCUGGCCGAGGUGGCAUCUCUCAAGGAACAACUGGGAGCCGUGAGGAAGGAGAUGGAGGGAGAGAAAAUGGAGAGCGACAGGCAACUGGAUGCUACAAACCGGACCCUGAGGAAGACCAAGCUGGCUUUGGAGAAAGCGACUAAGGCCAGAGAUGGUCUGCAGGCCCAGCUGGCGGCCGCCAACCAGAGCUUCGUUGAGACGCAAGAGCGCUGGAAGUCCUGCCAGGCGCAACUGGACAGCACGAAAGGAAAAACCACGUCUCUGGAGAAGGAACGGAACAGUCUAAAGCAGGAGAACCAGAGGCUCCGAGGGGAAAUUGACGGCCUUAGGCAGCAGCUGUCCAGUCGGGAAAGAGAGUUGGAGAAUGAAAGGUGGAAUAACCAGCAACGGGUCCAAAACUGGAUGCCGGCGGAACAGCGGAACUACCAGCAGCAGGAAGUUGCCUUUGACAUAACCAAGAGCCCCUGGCUCGAAAUUGCUGCGAUUCUCCUCCUCCUCUUCCUGAUCUACAGGUUCUGCCUAUGCCAGUACGAUUUGGCGGCCUGGCUUUUUACGGGACACGGUUGCUGUGUUGCAGCGUAA
This is a messenger RNA of Lacerta agilis (Sand lizard), 831 nucleotides long. Its product is annotated as BICD family-like cargo adapter 2. The record is from RefSeq and is a predicted model, not a curated record. The transcript has 5 exons. NCBI's taxonomy places the organism in Eukaryota, Metazoa, Chordata, Lepidosauria, Squamata, Lacertidae. The coding region runs from base 40 to 831 and encodes 263 amino acids.